UUUUUUUGGAGCACUGACUUUGCUGAUAGCUGCUUCAGUCCAAUUUACGUAGCCUAUUACUGUGACUCCGUGGCUUAUUAAAAUACAAAACAAGACUUUGGUGGUAAUCAACUGCCGGGAAUAAUCGCCACUGACAGGAAAGAAGAAUGUAGAGAACUGAUGCUCUCCCAGCAACCACUUCUUCAGCUGCGUCUGAGGAACUGUCACAAUGGAAUUAUUAGGACAGGGUGCAAACAACAACGACCAAAACUCGGCCACCGACGGUGAACACCCGUGGGAGGUAACGGACAUAACCAGACUCCGCCGCUUCCUGUGCUACGGCUCGGAGAUGGCCAUCUAUGACACCAAGGAGCAUCGGCUGGGCAUGGAGAGUGCCCUGGCUCUGCUCUCACUGCUCCAGGAGGGCAGAGGUUGUGAGGUGGUGGAGGAGGUCAAGAGGCUGGCUCAGAAGGGCAAGCAGGUCAGGGCCAACCCCUCCCUGUUCGCCCUGGCCGUAUGCUCCCAGCACGCCGACCUGACCAUCAGACAGGGGGCGUUCCGAGCCCUGAGGGACGUGUGCCAGGCGCCUGAGCAUCUUUUCACCUUUGUCCAGUACAAGAAGGAGGUGAAGGACGGGAUGCGGUGUGGUAUAUGGGGACGGGCCCUGAGGAAAGCCGUUUCGAGUUGGUACAAUGAACAGGACGCCAUGAGCCUGGCUAUAGCAGUGACCAAAUGUAAAACGAGAGGGGGGUGGUCGCACCAGGAUCUGCUCAGACUCUCCCACACCAAGCCCGCUAACGAAGCAAUCACGUUGAUCAGUAAGUAUACUAUGAAAGGAUGGAAGGAGGUCCAGGUGGCCUACUCAGACAAGGAGAACUCAGAGGAGGUGGUGAAAGUCCUCUCGUACCUGGGGGCGGUUGAGAAGGUCAAACACAGUGCUGACGAGAUGGAGGUCACCCAUCUGAUAGAGGAACACCAGCUGGAGCAGGAACAACUAUUGACAGACCACCUGAAGUCCAAAGAGGUGUGGAAAGCUUUAUUAAAGGAGAUGCCUAUGGCGUCACUGCUAAGAGCCCUGGGAAAGAUGACCGCAGAUCAAGUCUUGGUACCAGGAAGCUCAGACGUGGCAGCGGUUUGCGAGAGGAUCCAGAGUGAGGCUUCUUUAAUGAAGGCCAAACUGCACCCCUUCAGCAUCUUGACGGCCUCUGAAAACUACAAAAGGGGCCAGGGCAACCGGGGCAAACUGAAAUGGGAACCCAACGUUGAGAUCCUCAAAGCACUGGACUGCGCUUUCUACAAAUGUUUCAAGAACGUGGAGCCGACAGGCAAGCGCUUCGUGGUGGCGGUGGACGUCAGCACGUCUCUUAGCAGCACUGUCCAGAGGACCUCUGUCGGCACAGCUGUGGCGGCUGCAGCCAUGACCAUGGUUAUAGCACGGACGGAGGCCGAGACACAGGUUCUGGCCUAUUCUGAAGGAGCUGUAGUUCCUUGCACCAUAUCAGCCGACAUGUCUCUUCGGGAAGUAACAGCCGAGCUGGUGAAGAUUCCCAGCGGCUAUACAGACUGUGCCCUGCCUAUCCUGUGGGCCUCAGAGAAGGGGGUUGCUGUGGACAUGUUCAUUAUAUUCACCAACAGCGCCUGCUGGCACGGCAAGGCCAACCCAGCGGAGUGCCUGAGGAUGCACAGACAUAAAACAGGCAUUUUCUCCAAACUGAUUUUAUGCGGGUUGACCUCCAAAGGCAACUCCAUCGCUGAGGCGGCUGAAGACAGGGGCAUGCUGGACAUAAGUGGCCUCGACCUAGGAGCUGUGGAUGUUAUCCACAACUUGGCCCUGGACCUGAUUUGAGAACCACUUCUGUACCGCAUGUAGAAAAGAUGAGGAGGGUGCCCAAGAGAGGACAAAUUCAGAAGAUAUUAAUAUCUUUUUUUUUUUUUAUCUUGAGUCCAACGCUGAUGCACCCAGCAGGCUUGACUGAAUUGUGGAAACAUGUUUGGUUAUUUCCUGACAGUUUGUAGAGGUGAUCUUAAAAAAAAAAAAAAAAA
Molecule: messenger RNA, 2022 nt
Organism: Esox lucius (northern pike)
Lineage: Eukaryota; Metazoa; Chordata; Actinopteri; Esociformes; Esocidae
Gene: ro60
Product: Ro60, Y RNA binding protein
Exons: 9
Coding region: 209-1825 (538 amino acids)
Cellular component (GO): ribonucleoprotein complex
Molecular function (GO): RNA binding
Source: RefSeq, a predicted model, not a curated record